Messenger RNA from Somion occarium, 2721 nucleotides. The record is from the annotation of a GenBank genome assembly. NCBI's taxonomy places the organism in Eukaryota, Fungi, Basidiomycota, Agaricomycetes, Polyporales, Cerrenaceae.
AUGACGGUCAUGUCCUCUCCACUGGUCAAAUACGAAACAUAACCGUCUCGCCUCACCACCAUCACUAUUAAUCCGGACUAUCGCCUGCGAUAGGAGGAGGGGCUGGCACACAUGGCGCAAGAUACCCUACAUCCACCUUCCAUGGUGGAUUUCCCGACAGCUGAUACCCGGCUCUCAGCCUUUCCACCACAGAUCCUUGACACUCGUUUUCAGCCUGCCCAGCAUCCUCCAUUUCGACGGAUUUCUUUACCGAGCGCCCCCAGUCUUUUGCACCGCCAGUCGGUAGUUAUGCCGUCUGCUAUGCGAGACCCAGCAAGAGGUCCCUCUCAUUGUCAUUCGGUUCUGGAUGGUGCAAGACGACAGAGCAGGCGACGAGAAGUCAAAAUAUUAGACGAGCAGGCCGAAGCUAAACGACGGAAGGUCACUGAGGAGUUUUUCGAAACAGAAAAGAGUUAUGUGGAUGGUUUGGAACUGAUUUACUCCCAUUUCCUGACACCAAUAAUUGCUUCCUUGGAUACCCCAGAGCCGCUUUUGGACCGCGCAGAACUCACCUCCGUCUUCUCUAAUUUUAUAGAUAUCUGGAAUCUUCACCGUUCUUUCCUCUCGUCGCUCACGAAUCAUCUUCAAGCAUCAUCUUCGGUUAAUGGUCCCCCGCCACUUUCGCCAGUCUUGCUUUCGCACUUUCCAUAUCUUUCAUUGUACACUCCCUUCAUCACCUCAUUCCCGGACAUUCUUUCAUCGUACUCAUCCUUGUUCUCAAACAACCAUGCUUUUGCUGAGUUCAUUGCGCGACAGGAGGCUGACCCUCGAUGUGGCAAGCUAAAGUUACGGGAUUGGUUACUUACGAUCGUACAGAGAUGUCCACGGUAUCUGCUCUUGUUGAAGGACCUAAUGAGCUGCACAGAUCAUGACGCCUCUGAUUAUGCAGCUUUGAACUCUGUGUACAACCUCGUAUCCAAGAUCACUGUGUCGUUGAAUACAUCACUACAUACUCACGCCCAGACUCUCUCGCUACUAGCUCUGCAGCGUAGUACUUCAAAUCUUCCCUUCCAGUUGGUCACUCCAGGACGCGAAUUGCUCAAGCGGACACCCCUUCUUCAGCUAGAAGGCUCUAAACCGAAGGAACGCGAGUUCUUAUUGUUCUCAGAUUGUAUCGUCUGGUUCGCGAGCGCGGAUAAGGUGGAUGAAGCGGGUUUUUCAGCCAGAUGGGAGAUUCCUCUCACUACCGAAGGAUCGCAUUCGCCUAUCCGUCCAUCUAUGGUCCGAACACGGAGCAAAAGUGACGCAGACGUUCCGCAGCUCAAGGACAUGAGGCGUAAAGAAUCAAGGCUCAAAUUGAGGUUGAGUAGUACUUCCAAGAAAAAGACACGACAUGCUAGCAGCGGAACGGAAGAUCGGUGGAUCUACAAGGGGCAUCUGGAACUCGUAGACCUAGAAGUGGUGGUGGCAACCUCGAGGGAACCAGGUGAUGAAAGAAGACUGGAGAUAUUGAGCCCUCAGAGAUCUUUUGCUUUAUAUGCUUCCAAUGAGGAUGAAAGAGAUGAAUGGAUCAACAGCAUUCGGAAGGCCAAGGCCUCAUUGCUGGUGGCUUUGAACACGAUGCAUCCAGAUUCCACCCUCACGUCGUCUUCAUCUACUCAACAUCUCCGCCGAACGUUACAAGCUCUACCAUAUUCACCUGAACUUGAAGAAAUGCAGCCGAAACGAGGGAGAGUGGAACAUUUUGUGCCUGCCAUCUGGAUUCCAGAUGGGAAAACUGAUAGCUGCAUGCGUUGCGGGAGGACGUUUGGUUGGCGACGAAGACGGCAUCAUUGCAGGCUCUGCGGCCGGUGCGUAUGCGCUGGGUGUUCUGGAAAGACCUUCUUCAUAUUCGAUCCAAGUUCCAAGCAUUCGCACAAAGCUGCGAGAGCUUGUGACGCGUGUUAUGACACGGUCUUUCCCGUUCUAGACCCCUCACCGAUACCUGCGGAAAGCUCGGCAACAAUAUCCCAUCUCACACUGUCCGGCUUGCGGUCUAUGCCCUCUUUGCUUCUAUCCGAGAGCACUCCCUCAGCACUCAUGUCCAUUCCGUUAGAAAAUCCCAGGCGACCGUUCUCCCGUCUACACGAACCGUCGCCAACACGAAGCCAAGGGGAUUCCUCCGAGGAUUUGCACAGACCACCUCCUUCUAGGAUCAAGCCUCUUCCUUCACGCCCCCGCAGCUAUGUUCAGAUUCUGGAAGAUUUCAAUGAGAAUGCACAAGAGGGUGGUAUAUGGCCCAUCAGCGGGAGCCCUAGUACAUCUCGUUUCAGCAGGGGAUUUGAUGGGGCUUCAUUCGUUUUAGACGAACGGGAGGAGGAUGUUAGCAACGAGGCGGCUGAUACCAAUUUCUCUUCAAGGAACACGAGUCUCCCGUCGAGCCCUCGUAAAGAAGACACCGCACGAAGGCAUAAGCGUUUCUCUCUUCCCGCAGUCGGCAUCCAGACACCCUUAGUCACCGCACGCCCCAAUGUGAUUGGGGAAGGGAAGUCAAAGCGGUUAUCACUUGUGCUUGGGAAGUCGGGGAUUAAUAGCGGUCACUCCGCCAAUGACCUGGGGAGUUCCUUCAUGCACGGCCUCGCAGUCGGGAAAUUGAGUGAAUUGCUGGGGAGGAGGUAAUUACAUAUUUGCGAUAUAUCGAUCUUUGAACUGUACUCCUAGUUACGUGGUAUAAAAAUCGAGCCAAACUAGUCGCAGACUGUC